Molecule: messenger RNA, 2846 nt
Organism: Toxotes jaculatrix (banded archerfish)
Lineage: Eukaryota; Metazoa; Chordata; Actinopteri; Toxotidae
Gene: etnk1
Product: ethanolamine kinase 1
Exons: 8
Coding region: 135-1217 (360 amino acids)
Biological process (GO): phosphatidylethanolamine biosynthetic process
Cellular component (GO): cytoplasm
Molecular function (GO): ethanolamine kinase activity
Source: RefSeq, a predicted model, not a curated record
UUGCCGCACAUCGAGUACUUCAGGAUUAUAUAUCCGCAGCUACUCACGCGUUUUCAUACAUUGCGCAUUUUACUUCUGCGUACGCCGCUGCAAGUUUCAGAGUUUUAGCUAUUCGGAGAAAUAAAGAUUUAGCAAUGGCCAACUACAUUCACGUACCCGACGAGGCUCCAGCUGUGCCCAAAAUAGAUGUGACAGUUGACGAGAGCGACUACAGACCCGGUGCACUGAAACUGAUCAAGGAGCUGAGACCUAGCUGGAAGCCAUCCGAGGUCAAAGUGAAGUUUUUCACAGAUGGAAUAACCAAUAAGCUGUUGGGCUGCUAUGUGGGUUCAGUUAUGCAGGAUGUGGUUCUGGUCCGUAUUUACGGCAACAAGACAGAACUUUUGGUCGACCGGGAAAAUGAGGUGAAAAGUUUUCGAGUACUACACGCACACCGCUGUGCCCCGCGCCUCUACUGUACCUUCAACAAUGGCCUGUGUUACGAAUUUCUGCAAGGAACCGCCCUGGAGCCUGAACACAUUCGCAGUCAACCUGUUUUCAGGCUCAUAGCCAGGCAGCUGGCCAAGUACCAUGCCAUCCACGCCCAUAAUGGAUGGGUGCCCCAGUCUGACUUGUGGCUGAAGAUGGGCAAGUACUUUGCUCUCAUCCCCAAGUACUUCGAGGACCCUGAGCAGAACACCAGGUUGAGCAUGGAGGUGCCCAGCCCACGGUGCCUCCGAGAAGAGCUGGUGUGGCUCCAGCAGAGCUUGUCGGUGCUAGGCUCCCCCGUAGUUCUCUGCCACAACGACCUGCUCUGCAAAAAUAUCAUCUACAACCAGGAGGAAGGCAAUGUAAAGUUCAUUGACUACGAAUAUGCUGGGUACAAUUACCAAGCCUACGACAUUGGGAACCAUUUCAAUGAGUUUGCUGGCCUGAAUGAGGUGGAUUAUAGUCACUACCCAGAGCGGGCCUUUCAGCUGCAGUGGCUCCGCUCAUACUUGGAGGCCUAUAAGGAGCACAAAGGCCAGGGCAGUGACGUGACUGAUAGAGAGGUGGAGAUUCUUUACGUCCAAGUCAACCGAUUCGCCCUGGCAUCUCAUUUCAUCUGGGGUCUCUGGGCUCUGAUUCAGGCCAAGUUCUCCACCAUCGACUUUGACUUCUUGGGAUAUGCAGUCCUGCGCUUCAACCAGUACUUCAAGAUGAAAGCAGAGGCUGCUGCGCUGAACUUACCAGAAUAAAAGCCCCCACCCCCUCAUUUUCUCUUCCUCCUGCUCUUCCUCCCUUCCGACCUGCUCUGUGCCUCACAUGCCGACAGCCGAGCGCCCUCUAGGGGUCUGCACAGGGAAGAGCCAAACUGAGAGUCUGUCCUGUUCAGUGCCUGCAGGUCCCCUCAGUUGUCCUUAUCUCUAGAGAUUGAAAGGACCACAAUCUUAUCCAUCAUCUGCAGUCACACCUUUGGUAACCCGGAGGUAGCCCAAAUUUGUAGUAUGGGUGUGUAUGAAGGACAGACUUGACACCUGCUAUAAUGUGAAGUUCACAUGGCGAAAUUUAUUGUGAAAUUUAUUGUCAUUUCAGUUAUUCUAAUUGCAAUUAGGAUAUUAACAUGAUAUCAACAUAUGUAUUUGUUAGCAGCUUUUUCUCGCAGCUCAGAUCACUAUAAAUAGAAAGACGGAGGUGAAAUGUCAUCUCUUUCGCAACCAUAACACCGCAGCCACCUACGUGACUGAUAGGUUGCCCAAACACUAAUCUAGGUGGAGACACCUUUCUCAUAUGCACAUUCAUGGUGAAAACUGUCAAGAGCCAGCCCAGCCCAGCCCUGCCCAUCACCAGAUUUAUACCAACGCAAGAGCAAUACAAAGCCUACUUUGUUUGCUAAGAAAACAAGAUGGAGAAAAAAAAACCUAAUAAAUGCCAAGAUGGAAAGCCAGUACUAUCCCCUAAUCCCAUGUGAUAUUAGCCACACCACAAGAAAAAACAAAAAAGACAAACUUGUGGCCUGCCUUGUGACUCUUGUUCUCAUUUCCCAUCAUGCAGGGGUGGUGCGCCAAAAUAGCCAUGUAGUCAUUGUUGCUGUGUAGUUUGGUGAGGGAUUGUGUUUUUGCUUUCUUGACUUAAGAUAGGAACAUCGAGUUGUAGGAGAGCAUCUUGUGUUUACAUCUAACCUCUCCCUUGAGUUAAAUAGUUGUAGAUCACUGAACAGCCAUUUGACUUGAGAGAUUUUCACUGUAAUAGUUUAGGGUUCAGGUUUGUUUUGACACUUGGUUUUUGUCUAAAUCUUAACCGGGGACAAAAAAAAAAAAAAACAUGCAUCUCACUGUAAUUUGAACAUUCCAUGUUCAUAAUGCUAGACAGGAAAUUUGGUUGUAGGUCACAUGAUAAGUCAGCAGUAUUAGGGACUUUAUUCACUGUGACAUUGACUGUAAGCCAUGCUGUGCCAGACAAGACCAAACCAUUAUAUUGUCUGCUCUGUUUCAGGGAAUGUUCGGGAAUCAUCUUUAAUAUAAAAAAAAAAUAAAAACACUGCUGUGCAGUCCUGACGAACUAAGGACUGACCAUUUUAUAUACUUGUAGACCAGUUUUCAUUCACAAAUGUGUGUUAUUAACAUAAGUGUCAUUGGCCUUGCUUGGCUGUCAGAAAAUUUGCUGAGCCACUGUUGGCAUUCAUCAUUUUUAAGCGCCCAAUGUUGAAAUGAAGGUCUGUAGAAAAGUGUAGAAUUUUGGCAAAAAAAAGAGAAAAGAAAGUGAAGUUGGUUAUCUCAAAUAGGUUAAGUCGAUCUGUGUUUAGUCAAAAAAAAAAAAAACAAGUUAUGUAAGUCAGCUGUUAGUUGGACGUGAGGAGCAAGAGCACCAUCUGCUGGAGAGAAAAA